ACACACGCCCACAGAAGAAGUUGGUUUUAUAUAUAAACGGUCUACGGUCCCGCCCCGAGAUAUGAAUCGUCGGCGCGCCUCGGGUUUCCGUUUUCAGAGGCGGUCCGAGUCGCGUGAACGCACCACAGAUGUAGGAAAGAACCCAAGAAACACACGGAGUCUGUUUUGGCGUUGGUGAGAUGGCUCCUCUUCCUUCUCUCCUCCUCGUCUUCCUCUUCUCUCUGUGUAACCUCCACCUGACCGUGGCUUUCAGGAUCUGUGCUUUUAACGCUUAUCAUUUCGGAGAAUCCAAGUCCAAAAACGGACAGGUGAUGAAGACUCUAGUACAGAUCGUGUCUCGCUGUGACGUGUGCCUACUGCAGGAAGUGAGGGACAGUAAAAAGAAGGCUCUGCCUGCACUGCUCAACCAACUCAACAGAGGCAGAGGAGCAGAUUAUGACUAUGUGGCCAGUGAGAGGCUGGGACGCAGUGAGGCGUAUCAGGAGCAGUACGUCUUUGUCUACAAGACGAGCUCGGCGUCCGUCACAGGGACGUACCAGUAUCCUGACAAUCGCCCUGGAGACCAAGACGCCUUCGCCCGAGAGCCGUUUGUUGUCCGGUUCAGAGCCCCAAAAACAGAUAUAAAAGAGUUUGUGCUGAUCCCACAGCACACGACUCCGACCAACACCACCAAAGAACUGGACGCUCUGUACGACGUUCUGCAGGACGUCAAGAGGAUGUGGAAGACUGAGAACGUGAUGCUCCUGGGAGACUUUAACGCAGACUGUGGAUAUCUGGCCAAAAAGAACCGGAACAAAGUGCGACUCAUCACAGACUCAAACCUGCAGUGGCUCAUCCCAGACGGAUCAGACACCACUGUGCGAGAGAGCACCAACUGCGCCUACGACAGGAUCGUGGUGAAUGGGAGGAAGCUGUUUGACUCAGUGGUGCCCUCUUCUGCCAAAGCCUUUAACUUCCAGCAGGAGUUCAGACUGUCAGAGGAUGAGGCCCUGGAUGUGAGUGACCAUUACCCAGUGGAGGUGCUGCUGAAGUCCAGGACCUUCAAGAGUGCUGCGGUCAGAGUGCGGUCAGGAACCUUCAGUAUGUCCUGCUCCCUGCUCCUGGUGUUGCUCACCCCCCUGCUCCAACAGAGCUGACCCCUCACACCAGCACAGAGCUGACCCCUCACACCAGUACAUGACCCCUCACACCAGUACAUGACCCCUCACACCAGUACAUGACCCCUCACACCAGCACAGAGCUGACCCCUCACACCAGUACAUGACCCCUCACACCAGCACAGAGCUGACCCCUCACACCAGUACAUGACCCCUCACACCAGUACAUGACCCCUCACACCAGUACAUGACCCCUCACACCAGGACAGAGCUUGCUUCAGUGAGGAAGUGAGCAUGGGCGCAAAGUUGUUCUUCCAGCUCUUUGUUGUAAUUGACUUCUAAUGAAAACCCGUCCGCCGUCUCUCUGUGUCUGCAGCUGGUCACGCUUCUCAUUUUAUUUUUCACUUGUUUGUUUGAACUCACUCUACAUGAUCCUGGGGUUUUUAUUCCACUAUUUUGUCCCUAAACAAGCUCUGAACAUUAAUAACUGACCAAUCAGGUGCCUUCUUUCCCCUGAGGUCACUGCAGCCGGUUUGAUUGACAGUGUUGCUAGAAGCCCACUUCCUGCUAAACCAACAGUGAGACAGAAAGGAGCUUUACCUUCAACAACCUCGCUCCUGAUUGGCUCUUUUCUUUUUGCUAUGAAACGCACACUCAGAAUUUCAAAUAUCAGCCCUGGUUUCAGAUUAAUCCUUGUACUGCAAAGCUCAGUUGUGUUCGUUUGUCUGGAGCUGGACAGUGUGACGUCGCUCUGUCCACUUCUGUAAACAGUCUACGCCCAGAACAGCACUGACCACAUCCAGAACACUGAGACUCCUAAUGUACAUGUGAGCAGUCUGACAGAGGAUACACAGUCCAACACAUGGAGUUGAAACACACACACGACAUGAAGCACUGCACUGUUUUAGUUUCAUUUCUUUUUGCUUGGUGAAAAGUACAGAACAAAAUAGAAUGUGAAUUAUGGUUAGUCAAAACUCUUCCAUAAGGCUUUAAGAAAACAAAAAUCAUAUUUGUAGCUUAAGAGAGACGAUGAAAUACAACGAUACAAACAGUUACACAUCAAGUUUAACAGGAGAAGAGCUGGAAAUCAUGUGUUUGUGAAGGGUGACUACCUGAAAAGGGACACAAGUAAAAUGGACAUACCGUAUUUUCUGCACUAUAGGGCGCUCUGGAUUAUAAGACGCACUGUCAUUGAAUGGUCUAUUUUUGAAAAUUUUUCAUAUAUAAAUCACACUGGAGUAUAAGGCACAUUAAACCAAACACAACAGUUCGAUAAGUCAGUCAAACUUUAUUUAACAUGUUCACAAUAACUCUCAACUUUGUUCAGUUGUAAUGUGUAAAAAACUACUGUGUGAGACGCUAAAUUGUUUGUGUAUUCACAAUAAUUCAUAAUAGUUCAAACAGUUGCGUGAUUCUGGUGUCCACACGUCCACAUCCCUCUCGUCAUGAUCCGAGUCAGUGUGGUUACUGUUCCCCAGUGAUGAUUCUGGUCUUGGUGAAAGCUCGGACCACAGUUGAUUCUGAUCCUUAGUCCAGGUGUCCACGAUCCGUUGGCAGAUCGUUGCCUAAGUGCCUUGGCGCUGUCUCUCUGUCUUGGUGAAUGUGUGUUCUCCUUCUCUCAUCCACUGCUCCCACGCAGCUCACACUUUCUCUUUAGAACAGUCUUGAGUUUAAAGUGGGCGUUGUGAGCGUGUCUCUUGACAGGUGCAUUUUGAUAUGAAAAAGAAUCACAGUCUGUAUUACUCCUGAUGCUCCUGACUACGGGAGCCGGAAUGCUGCAAGUGGAGCGGCUUUGUAGUUUACUAAAGUCGUACUAAGACACUCCAAUAAAUUCAUAUAUAAGGUGCUCUGGAUUAUAAGACGCACAGUCGUUUUUUGAUGAAAUUAGAGGUUUUUAAGUGUGCCCUAUAGUGCGGAAAGUACAGUAUUUCUUUUUAAACAUAUAUCAUUGUUCCCUGUUCGAGGCUAAAGUGCUCAGGAUAAUUGUGUGUUCACCUACCCCCUGUCUCCGCCCUCUUACUGCUGCUAGUUAAAAACAUUCACACUCCAGGUCGUACAUGUUGGGUUCAAAAAUGCUCCACUUUUCAUUUAUUGUUCAUUGUUUGAUUUUGCACCACAUUGUCAAAGAAAAUUCCCAGAUUAGUAAUUUUCAAACAAAGCAUCUUUAUCAUUUUUGAGGAAUGACACACAUGAUAUUGGGUAAAUGCAGUGUCGUCACAUCAUCUCAGAACUGUUUCAUUGUGCAUCUUUCUAUUUCCUCAUCACAAACAGACUUGGAGUUGUGUUUUGCUUCAUUCACACAUGUUCAACGCACAAAUCCUGCACUUUUAGUUCUUCUCUUAAACUGAAAACACGUUCCACCUUGUGAUGUCAUCUGGUAAUACGUACUUUUUUUUUUUUUUCUUUACCAGAAUCAUUUGGAUAAUUUCAUCCUUGGAAUUGCCAAUCUCUACUGAACUAAAGGCAGCUGUUAACUUCAUGACAUCACAAGAUGGAACAGAGCAUUUUGAUUUUUGGAGAUAUACACAGACUAGUAGUAAAGGAUUACCGUAUUUUUCAGACUAUAAGUCACUCCAGAGUAUAAGUCGCACUUUUUGGAGAAAUGUAUUUUAUAAAAUCAGAGACCAGGAAAUGACAUUUCAUCAUGAAAGUCAAGUUGUAGUAAUAACAAUAGAAGAGAGAACAACAGACUGUUAACGUCACAUAUUUCACAGUUCUUCAGAUAAACUAUAUAACAAACAACAGAACAGAACAAGUUUACCAAACUCUCCAUCUCACUCCAAAUCACUAAAUCCAUUCAAUUCUUCAUCCUCGGUGUCACUUCUGAACAACUCCACGACCUCCGGAGGUAAACAGAGCGCCACUUCCUCUUGUGCGUGUGUCGUCCCGUCCCGACAGGAUGGUUUCGGUGUAACUGAAGUCCAGGCUUUGUCCAUCCAUCCAAUGACUUCCAAGGAAAGUUACACUGUGGACCCUCCCCAUUACCGUGAAGCUGUGUUCUCCAUCCUCGCUUUCCACCAGUCCUUCACAAGUUUCUCGCUGACACCAGACUUUCUUUCUGCUGCUCGAUUAUUGUUUUUGGCUGCAUAUUUUACUAUUUGCAGCAGGACAGCCACAGUAGAGCCAAAUGACAGUGGUACAGGAGUAAUAGGAGCAGCAGAUACUGACACACAAACCUAGGGCGCCCUCUAGUGGCUGUCAGUAUGACAGUUUUUAUAUAUAAGUCACAGCAAACACCCAAACCAUGAAAAAAGUGUGACUUAUAGUCCGAAAAAUACGGUAGUCAAAUCAGCAGUUUGCAUUUCUGACACUUUUUUAGUUUGAGGUGGUCACCCUUGUUUAUGUUUGUAUCUGAACUUGUAUGAAAUAAAUGUCUGUUCAGUAAUAAUAAUAAUAAUAAUACAUUUUAUUUAUAUUGCACUUUACAUAAAAUAAUCUCAAAGUGCUACAGGUAAAAAAAGUAUUGUUUUACUGUAAAGACCACUCCAAGUUUUUUGUUUUUUUUUUAGAAAUUCUUUUUAGUUUCACAAAAGUAGUGACUCAAAUGGUGAAUCAAAUGUUAAAAUGUUUUUAUCUCUUCUUUAAGAAUCUGUAUUUGCACAUAUUUUGGAUGAUACAAUUCUGAAAUCAUAGGCCUAAAUGUGCCAAAAUAAAAAAAAAAAUGCACAAUGUAAAUAUGAUGUACACAUUUUGUUAAAGUUAUUCAUGGUCAAUUGUAAUGAUUAUUUGAUGUAAUUUUAAAUAAAAAUAAUGACACUGCAAA
Boleophthalmus pectinirostris (great blue-spotted mudskipper) is the source of this 4860-nucleotide messenger RNA. RefSeq names its product deoxyribonuclease I-like 1 (gene dnase1l1). Bases 180 to 1136 code for a protein of 318 amino acids. Gene Ontology annotation, biological process: DNA catabolic process. Lineage: Eukaryota; Metazoa; Chordata; Actinopteri; Gobiiformes; Gobiidae. The transcript has 9 exons. The record is from RefSeq and is a predicted model, not a curated record. Gene Ontology annotation, molecular function: DNA nuclease activity. Gene Ontology annotation, cellular component: nucleus.